Messenger RNA from Glossina fuscipes, 486 nucleotides. RefSeq lists its product as uncharacterized. NCBI's taxonomy places the organism in Eukaryota, Metazoa, Arthropoda, Insecta, Diptera, Glossinidae. The coding region runs from base 26 to 460 and encodes 144 amino acids. The transcript has a single exon. The record is from RefSeq and is a predicted model, not a curated record.
UAAUUUAGUAUUUCUGUACAUAGAAAUGGAGAAUGAGUUUUAUAGCGAACUAGUUAAAGAAGAAUUAUCGACUACUACAACACCAGUAAACUCUGCACCUUGCGUCUGUCCUACGUCUUCAUCUUCGGCGCAAACUUCGUGCAGUGCAGGCAGCGCAAACACAAAUGCAUCAAAUGUGGUAACAAUACCAGUACCCAUAAUACCGACAGAAGGUAUUUAUUCUUAUGUAGCCAUUAAAGGAUCUUUGCAUGAUCGCUCUUGUACCGUGUUUGGCUUAAAUGAUAUCGAGGUGCAAGCAAUAUCAAAACGCUUUGAGAAUGCUGUUAAACCGGUAGUGAAUGGAGUUAUGAUAUCAAUCUCGCCUAUGGCUAUGAUAAAUACCUUGGCUCAGUUGAGUUAUAAGGUGAUAAGCAGUUGCGGCGAAGCAGAAAUUUGUUGGACACUACAACGUGAAAUAUAAAUAUUAAAACUUUUUUAUACUAAUUU